UAUUUAUUAUUAUUAUUAUUUUAAAAUUCCAUAUUAAACUUUUAUUUAAAGUGUACAGUUCCUAAAAUCUCCAUUCCUCAUUCUCACCCUCAGAAGUCAGAACGAGCCAUGGCAAUACUUUCACUGCCACUGGUGACAUCAAUUUUCACGAAAACGCCCGGCAAGCCUCAGAUAUGCUUCACCGUCCGCCGGAUUAAUCUGUCUCACGUUUUCCGGAGAAAUCACUUUUCCACAACCGCCGGAAGUCUAACUUCCUCUGCUUCGACUGCCACGGAGCAAGGCUGCGUGAGACCGUCUUCAUCGUUGUCGUCAUCGGUGCUCACUUUUCAGCAAGCCAUUCAAAGACUCCAGCUUUACAGAUUGCUUGUAGUAAAUACUGGUAUUUCCCUUACUGUUCUAGCUGCAAUAAACCUGAUGGAUGAAAAUCUAGACGGUAGAAGAGAUGUUAAAUUUCAUAUUCUGCAGGAAUAUUGGGCUUCAGUAGGGUGUGCUGUGAUGCAAUGUAGCAACACUGAGGUUGGAGCUGGGACAAUGAAUCCUCAUACAUUUUUAAGGGUUCUUGGUCCUGAACCAUGGAAUGUUGCGUAUGUUGAACCUAGCAUUCGACCUGAUGAUAGUCGUUAUGGGGAAAAUCCAAACAGACUUCAAAGACACACGCAAUUUCAGGUGAUAUUGAAGCCUGACCCUGGAAAUUCACAGGACUUGUUCAUUCGGAGUUUAGCAGCCUUAGGGGUUAACGUAAAUGACCAUGAUAUUCGUUUUGUCGAGGACAAUUGGGAAAGCCCGGUCUUAGGUGCCUGGGGCUUGGGCUGGGAAAUUUGGAUGGAUGGGAUGGAGAUAACUCAAUUUACUUACUUCCAGCAGGCUGGGAGUCAUCAAUUGAUGCCUGUUUCAGUUGAGAUUACCUAUGGUCUUGAACGGAUUCUUAUGUUGCUUCAGGGAGUUGAUCAUUUCAAGAAAAUUCAGUAUGCUGAUGGGAUAACAUAUGGAGAACUUUUUCUGGAAAAUGAAAUAGCCAUAAUGUAUGCAAUCUCUUUCAGGAAGGAAAUGAGUGCCUAUUAUCUGGAGCACGCCAGUGUUGAUCACAUUCAUAAUCAUUUUGAUCUAUUUGAGGCUGAAGCUCGUCGCUUGCUUGACUCAGGCCUUGCAAUUCCUGCGUAUGAUCAGCUUUUGAAGACAUCUCAUGCUUUCAAUGUCUUAGACUCUAGAGGAUUUGUUGGCGUAACAGAACGUGCCCGCUAUUUCGGUCGUAUGCGUAGUUUAGCCCGUCAAUGUGCUCAACUAUGGUUGAAGACAAGAGAAUCUCUUGGGCACCCCUUGGGUGUUGCUUCUCAUCCUGAUCACCUUGGCUUUCAGAAAGAAGACAUGGAGGAACUGAAGAAAAAGGUUUCUACAGAACCUCGGACUUUUAUCCUGGAAAUUGGGACGGAGGAGCUACCCCCAAAUGAUGUGGUUAAUGCUUGCAAUCAACUCAAAGAUUUAAUCCAGCAGUUGCUGGAUAAACUAAGAUUGAGUCAUGGAAGCGUGCAAACUUAUGGAACACCACGUAGGCUUGUGAUUUGUGUCGAUAACCUCGGUGAUAAGCAGGUGGCAAACCAAGUUGAGGUUCGGGGACCUCCAGCAUCGAAGGCAUUUGAUCAGCAGGGAAAUCCUACUAAGGCAUCUGAAGGAUUUUGCCGCAGAAACGGUGUGCCUUUGAGUUCCUUGUAUAGAAAGAUUGAAGGUAAAACAGAGUACGUUUAUGUUAGUGCAGUGGAGCCAUCACAGCUUGCUUUAGAGGUUUUAUCCGAAGAGUUACCUGCAAUACUCGGUAAAAUAUCAUUCCCAAAGUCUAUGCGGUGGAAUUCUGAGGUCUGUGCUGCUCUAGCUAUGGAAUUUAAUUUUUGUAAUCUCAUUUAUCAUCCUUUUGAAACUUUUAAUGCUGUUGCUGGCCUACAUUUCCUGGUCAUGUUCAGUAGACCUGUUCGGUGGAUAUUGGCACUACAUGGAGAUGUUGUUGUCCCCUUCACAUUUGCCGGUGUUCUAAGGCAAAGUUCUCACCUAAGUUUUUGUAACAGUGGUGAUGUUACUCAUGGGCUACGGAACACUUUGUCAGCUACUAUUAAGGUGGGAAAUGCUGAGUCUUAUACUGAUGUGAUGCAGAAUGCUGGAAUCAUCAUCAAUAUUGAGGAACGCAAGAAGAAAAUCCUGGAGAAGUCUAAGUCUGUUGUAGGAAAUAUUAAUGGUUCUGCUGUGAUUGAAACUGAUUUACUUGAUGAGGUGGUAAAUCUUGUUGAAGCACCUCAUCCUGUUCUUGGGAAGUUCAGUGAGACCUUCCUUGAGCUUCCAAAAGACCUGCUAAUAAUGGUUAUGCAGAAGCAUCAGAAGUAUUUUGCAGUAACUGAUCAGGAUGGCAAGUUAUUGCCACAUUUUAUUGCUGUUGCAAAUGGAGCAAUCAGUGAAGAAGUGGUGAGGGAAGGAAAUGACGCUGUACUCAGAGCUCGAUAUGAAGAUGCAAAGUUCUUCUAUGAGCUGGACACAAGAAAGAGAUUCUCUGAAUUUCGAAAUCAAUUGAAGGGGAUCCUGUUCCAUGAAAAGCUGGGAACAAUGCUGGACAAAAUGACACGUGUCCAAAGUUUGGUUACUAAAGUAGGAUCGUUACUGGGAAUAAGUGAAGAUGUCCAUAAGGUGAUUCAGGAUGCUGCAUCAUUAGCCAUGUCGGAUCUUUCAUCUGCGGUUGUUACCGAAUUUACUUCCCUUGCUGGGGUAAUGGGGCGUCAUUAUGCCCUGAGAGAUGGCUACUCCGAGCAGGUUGCUGAGGCAUUAUUUGAGAUUACCCUUCCUCGAUUCUCGGGUGACAUGCUUCCAAAAACUGAUGCUGGAGCAGUAUUGGCAAUAUCAGACAGAUUGGAAAGCCUCGUUGGGCUGUUUGCUGCUGGUUGUCAGCCAAGCUCCACCAAUGAUCCUUUCGGCCUGCGAAGGAUCUCAUACGGUCUGGUGCAAUUGUUAGUAGAAACCAAUAGGAAUUUGGAGCUAAGGAAUGCUUUGGAACUUGCUGCUGAUGUUCAACCCAUAAAAGUAGAAUCGCAAACAGUAGAUAAUGCUCAUCAAUUCGUAACGAGAAGACUUGAGCAGCUUCUGAUGGACCGAGGAAUAAGUCCAGAAGUUGUGCGCGCUAUUCUUGCAGAGCGUGCAAAUUGCCCUUGUCUUGCUGCCAAGUCUGCACAUAAAAUGCACGCCUUAUCCCAAGGUGAUCUGCUACCCAAAAUUAUCGAGGCAUACUCUCGCCCAACAAGGAUUGUUCGUGGAAAGGAUGUCACUGAUGGUUCAGAGGUGGAUGAGGCAGCUUUUGAAACAGCUGAAGAGAGAGCUUUAUGGAGCACAUUUACAUCAUUGAGGAAGAAAAUUCAUCCUGACAUGGAGGUUGACGAUUUUGUUGAAGCAUCUUUCGAUUUAGUACAGCCACUGGAGGAUUUCUUCAACAAUGUUUUUGUUAUGGUGGAAGAUGAAAGGAUCAGAAACAACAGGCUUGCACUACUACAAAAAAUAUCCAAUCUUCCGAGUGGAAUCGUGGACCUCUCAAUUUUGCCAGGCUUCUAAAACCAUUUGUUUUGAGGAACGAAAAUUUCAUUCCUUAAUCCAAUCAUUUGUUAGUGAGAUAAAAAAGAAAUAAUGAUAAAAAAUGGCAGGUGACUUUUGCAGUCAAUGUUGGCGCAUUGGGGUCGACGGUGAAAAAAUUCUCUAAAGAACUUUGUAGCAAAAUGUUGUGGUACAAAUAAUUAUUAUUAUAUUAAAAUUUAUUUAAAGUAAUCAGCAGAUAUCAAAGAGUUUUGUAGUCCUGAAAAAAUUCGAAUAUUCAAGACGAGGAUAUAUAGCUUUUAGAUUCGGAUGGAUUUGCAUAGUUUCACUGGAUCAAAACUGACAAUCAUAACCAUUCAAACACACGAGAGAUUGGGACUCAUGGGUCUUGGUUAUAAUUGUUCAAUGGGGCAAUUGACGCACAAUGUCUCUUAUAUACAAUUUUGGGUUGUUACCAAAAUAACACUAAAAAAAAUAAAAAUAAUAAUAAU
Molecule: messenger RNA, 4049 nt
Organism: Striga asiatica
Lineage: Eukaryota; Viridiplantae; Streptophyta; Magnoliopsida; Lamiales; Orobanchaceae
Source: the annotation of a GenBank genome assembly